CUUGUGGAAUACCAUUCCUAAUCGACAAAAAAUUUCGCAAAAUCACUCCCGCAAAGCUGCUUAAGCUUAACGACCAGCAAGGAUGAUUCACCUAUGUCGAACCGCGAUGAAAUGCACCCGCCGAGUGGAAGUCGGUAGGCUAGAUCGACGGAUGCCUUUGGCGUUUUUCGACUUGCCAAAGCAUUUCUCGGCCGAAGCUUCGGAUUCGGGCUCCGCUGUUUCGAACGAGCAGCUCUUCCAAAUCCCCAAACCAGGUGUGGUUUAUGGGCGACUAACCAAUAUCUCCAAAUACACAAAUAAGAGAGAUGUACUCAAUUUGCUUGAGUCUGGCUUGAGACCUGAGAAUCUCAAAGUUGAAUACAACCGAUCAUAUUUUCCGACAUCAAUGAUCGUUGAAUUUCCUUCACAAUCAGCUUAUGAUGAUGCUGUGAGGACCAUUGGUAGAAAGGGUCGAUUUCUUAACAUGUCAAGGGCUGAUAAAUCUCAGUGGGAUACUAUCACUCCUCAUGAUGGGAGAGCGAUUUUAUUGCUCGGGAUCCCUCAGAAUGCAUUGAUUGAUGACAUUGAGCGCUUCCUUUCUGGUUGUCAAUAUGAUUCAACCUCCACUCGAUUGUUUGUUAGGCCAGUAGAUCAAGGAGGUGUUGUUAGAAUGGCAGUUGUCUGGUGUGGAUCCCAGGCUGCUGCAAUGCAUGCUUACAUUACCAAGAACCGCGGCUUUUGCCUCAACAACCAAAUUUCCCUACAAAUCCUCCAUUAGCUUUUUAAAAAUUUCCCGGAUUCUGCUGGCUAUUGUUAGCCUGCAUCUGAAUUUAUAUGAUUUAGUUUUAUACGAUUAUUACUGUCAUGGCAUGUCAUGUUAGGCAGUUAGUUCUCUUGCUCGAUUCUAACAGCAUAAUAAGAUUCUUGAGAAAAUUGCAACUUGUUGAUCAAGCCUGUGCGGUGCUGACUUCAUAAUUUUGUCUUGUAAAAUUUGAAUAUAUUGCAUUUGCUUGCUAUUA
This is a messenger RNA of Andrographis paniculata, 998 nucleotides long. RefSeq lists its product as uncharacterized. The record is from RefSeq and is a predicted model, not a curated record. The coding region runs from base 83 to 757 and encodes 224 amino acids. Lineage: Eukaryota; Viridiplantae; Streptophyta; Magnoliopsida; Lamiales; Acanthaceae. The transcript has 6 exons.